CUCGACCACUGCGCCGCCAAAAUCAAGAGGAACUUCACGAACGGCUCGCUUCCGGCCAAUCAAAGUAAUCAGACGGCGGUCGAGGAGGGAGUGGAACAGACGGCCAUCAAAGUGUCCCUCAAGUGUCCGAUCACUUUCAAGAGAAUCACACUACCGGCCCGCGGGCCUGAGUGCAAACACGUUCAGUGCUUCGACUUGGAGUCCUACCUACAGCUGAACAGCGAACGGGGCUCCUGGCGCUGUCCCGUAUGCAACAAACCGGCAGUUUUGGACGGCCUCGAAGUCGACCAAUACAUCUGGAGUAUUCUGAUCACUCAUGGCAGCCAAGACUUCGAGGACGUCACGAUCGACGCCUCCGCCUCUUGGAAGCCAUUCCACGCCAAGACAUUCAAAGAGGAACACGACGGAAGUGAGUAG
Messenger RNA from Oppiella nova, 417 nucleotides. NCBI's taxonomy places the organism in Eukaryota, Metazoa, Arthropoda, Arachnida, Sarcoptiformes, Oppiidae. The record is from the annotation of a GenBank genome assembly.